Messenger RNA from Chanos chanos (milkfish), 1107 nucleotides. Its product is annotated as GTPase IMAP family member 7-like. The transcript has 5 exons. Lineage: Eukaryota; Metazoa; Chordata; Actinopteri; Gonorynchiformes; Chanidae. The record is from RefSeq and is a predicted model, not a curated record. The coding region runs from base 1 to 1107 and encodes 368 amino acids. Gene Ontology annotation, molecular function: GTP binding.
AUGACCAAAGACAAGCCGUACUCUCUUAACAUAAGGGAAAAACCAACCAUCAGAAUAGUGCUGAUUGGGAAGACAGGAAAUGGAAAGAGUGCAACAGGAAACACCAUCCUGGGGAGGAAUGAAUUUGUAUCCAAGGCCAGAUUGAGUUCAGUAACAGACGUGUGUAAAAAAGGAGUUGGUGAAGUUUUUGGGAGAUCAGUAGCUGUUGUUGACACUCCAGGUCGUUUUGACACCACACUGUCUAAUGAGGAAGUGAAGGAAGAGAUUGUGAAAUGCAUUUCUCUGUCAGCACCAGGACCCCAUGCAUUCAUCAUUGUACUGAGUAUUGGCAGAAUUACAAAGGAAGAGUUGGAGACUCUGGAUCUGAUAAAAAAGAUCUUUGGUCCCAAGGCUGCAAUGUUCAGCAUAGUCCUGUUUACCAGAGGAGAUGAUCUGGAGGAUGAGUCUAUUCAGGAAUACAUAACUAGAAAUAAUCAGGCCCAAAUUAAUAAACUAAUCAGAGACUGUGGAGGAAGAUUUCAUGUCUUUAAUAACAAAGAAAAGAAAGAUAGAACACAGGUGUCUCAGCUUUUAGAGAAAAUUGAAGAAAUGAUUCAGUUUGACAGGAACAAUUACUUUACAAACGACAAACGACAUGCAGAACAACUGAGAGAACAAGAAGAAAGAAGACUUCGCCGCACCAUGGACGCAGCGAACAAUUCCCUGCCCACGGAGGAGAGUCCAGACCAUUGCGGGGAGUCCUCGCCGGUUCCAGCCCUGGCCGCAGCAGUUGCAGAUCAGCAGCGUGAGCUUGUCCAACUCCGAACCACCAUGGGCGAAGUUGUCCACCACAUGGAACAACUCAUGACUGUUCUGCUGUUUGAUCACCCAGCAGAGGGGCGAGAGGUGGGUGAGAGGCUGCUCCAGCUCACCCAGGGCACCUGCUCUACUGCUGACUAUGUGCUGGCCUUCUGGACUGCUGCUGCUGCCAGCGGCUGGAAUGAGCCAGCUCUCCUCUACCGGCAAGAACUCCAGAUGGAGUUGGUCUGCCGUGGUGAGAACAUGAGUCUGGACUCCCUCACUGGCCUGUCUAUCCGUUUGGACCGUCUGCUGCGUGAACGCCGUUGA